AUGGCCGAUUCAGCUUAUGAGGCAGAGGAUUUAAUCGAGUCGCAUAUCGUGGAACCCACAAAAUUGAAAUCGCGCAUCAUAACACGAGUCUCACCAGUUUCUUUAAGGCCACAAGCAUUAGCUCGAAAGACAAGAGUUUUUGCAUCAGGGCUCAUCUUUCCUCUUUCUUGUUCUUCUUCUUCUCCACCAGUCUUUGAGAAAAAUCUUCCAAGCUUUAUUGCUUCAUCCAUGGCAGCUUUUGCAGCUCUGCUUUCUCUUAGGCACACCAUAGACCAAAUCCAAAACCAUCCUCGCCCUCCGAUCUCCCUCGACAAACUUCAAAUCAAUCCUCUGAUCGAAAACAUUAAUUUCUUGCUAUAUUUUAUCCAAAAACAUACUAAUGACGCCUUGGAGGAGCGUAUGGCCGAUGCAGCUUACGAAGCUGAGGAUAUUAUCGAAUCCCAUAUAGCCUAUUGUGUUGGCAAAGCUAGCAUCACUUCAAAUGAUGACUCGUUGUUCCAAACGUUACAAAAAGUGAUGCACAACUUUGAUUCCAUCGCAAAAGACGCGACUGAUAUUAAAGAGAAGACCGGGAAAAUCGAGGAGGGUUCUUCUUCUUCUUCUUCAAGAACUUCCUCAUCAAGAACUUCUUCUUUUUCUCCUUCUUCUUCGAAAACUUCUUCUUCUUCUUCUUCUUCUUCUUCUUCUUCUUCUUCUUCUUCUUCUUCUUCUUCUUCUUCUUUGAUGGUGGGCUUUGAUGGUGUCAAGAACUACGUCAUGGACAAGCUGACCGGCCAAAAUUCCGGUCGCCAAAUCUACCCAAUUUGCGGCAUGGGCGGGAUUGGCAAGACCACUCUUGCGAGAAAUAUUUACGCAAAUCCACUCAUCGUGCAAUACUUUGAUGUUCGUGGAUGGGCUACAAUUUCUCAAGAGUACAAUUCAAAAGAGAUUCUGUUAGAAGUCCUUCUCUGUUUGAAAACCAUAGGGAGCACUGAAAAGUUCGGCCAAACUAGCGAACAAGAGCUAGGAGAGAAACUAUAUAAAAGCUUAUUUGGCCGACGAUACCUAAUUGUGAUGGAUGACGUGUGGGAUAUCGAAGCUUGGGAUAAAGUGAAGCCGUUCUUUCCAGAUAACAAUAACCGGAGCAGAGUUUUGAUAACCACUAGGACGGUGAAAAUCGGUGUUCAACUGAAUGGUUGGGAUUUCAUUCUCAUGAAUUUUCUGGAUCAAGACAGAAGCUGGAAUCUUCUCCGUAGAUGCGUGUUUCGGGAAGAAGAGUGCCCUCCAGAACUUGAAGAUAUCGGUAAGAACAUUGCAAGAAACUGCAGAGGCCUCCCAUUAUCCAUUGUCGUGAUCGGAGGACUCUUAUCAAGAUCCGAACGAACAUGCCAACACUGGCAACACGUUGCGGAAAAUUUGAGCUCGAUUUUGAGUUUAGAAGAUGGGGAGCAUUGCUUUAAAAUAUUGCAACUGAGCUACGACCAACUGCCUGUCUAUCUAAAACCGUGUUUUCUCUACAUGGGGAUUUUCCCAGAGGAUCACAAGAUUCACGUCCCGACACUCAUGAAGCUAUGGGUCGCCGAAGGAUUCGUGGGCCGUGUCAAAGGUAAGAGCCAAAGCCCGGAAACAGUUGCCAGAGAACUCUGCCUACAUGAUCUCGUCCUUAGAAAUCUCGUCCAGAUUCAUACUAAGGGCCGUACAAGAAAAAUAAAACGCUGCACUAUUCACGAUCUCCUGAGGGACCUCUGCAUAAAGGAAGCCGAAAAAUACAACUUCUUACAGACAAUGGAAACAACGCGCGGCCUUGACCUCGGUCAAAGCUGGCCCGCCCAACGCCGUAUCGGCAUUCACCAAGCCACAUCAGAACAAGAAUACAUUCCUCGUCCGCUUCCUGAAGUCGUACAAUCUGCAUCACGCGCGCGUACUCUGAUAUGGAAUGUCGACGGAGCUUUACCUUCGGUUAUUCCUUUUAGAUUGCUGAGGAUUCUACACUCGGUAGAUGAAUUCGAAUUUUUCGACGAGAGCUCGAGCAGCUGGAACGCGCGCCUGCUUGGAGAUAUUUUUCAUCUGGUUAACACGCGCCACUUGGCCAUCGUAGCUAAACUUCCAGCGCAUGAAUUUCCACCGCCAAUUUACCGUCUCUGGAACUUAAGGACGCUGAUAAUUAAUUCGGACCGGAACGAACACUGUAACAACCGUAACUGGCCUGUGCUCGACAUCUGGCAGAUGCCUCAACUCGUACGUGUGAAGAUACACAUGCUGAAGCUCACAGAUCCUCCUCCUGUGGAGGAAGAAAAUGGUUCCGUGGUCAUGGACAGUCUUGAAACGCUCGAGACCGUAUAUAACUUCACAUGCGGUGAAGAAAUGGUUAAGAGAAUCCCAAAUAUCAAAAAGUUGGGAAUAAAUUACGAGGAAAUCAAAGACUUAUCACCAAAUCACGGCCUCAACAAUCUCAGCCGUCUACAUAAGCUGGAGGUCCUUUCAUGCUCUUUUCUCUGGCCCGAGGUGCCGAGGCAAAGUGAGCUGGCAAGGGACUUUAUCACUUUCCCUGUUUCACUCAAGAAGCUGACUCUGGAAGGCACGUGCCUCGGCUGGGAGGACAUGACGACAAAAAUAGGCCCAUUGCCAUAUCUCGAGGCACUCCAGCUAAAUAUACAUUCGUUCGUGGGGCCCGAGUGGAAUACAGCCGAGGGCGGAUUUCGGAGCCUGAAAUACUUGGGCAUCAACAGCUGCUGGACUCUGGAGUGCUGGAUGGCGGGGCCCACGCACUUCCCGCGCCUCGAGCGGCUCGAACUAAUAGGUUUACACGAGCUGAAGGAGAUACCUUUGGGAAUAGGGGAUUUACCGAGGAUUAGGUGGAUCAAGAUAAGCUCGUGUUCAGACUCUGUCGUGCUCUCUGCAAAGGAGAUAUUAGAUGAAUACGAGUGUCUUGGGAAUGUGUGGCUUGAGAUUGAAGCUACGCUAGACAUACGGACCCAACUACAAGGAGAGAGCUUAGCGAGUCGGAACUUUCAUAUUGUUGAGUGUGCUGAAUGUGAUAGAAAAUUCAAUGAGAUUUACUUACUUAGAAGAUGGAGCGGUGAUGAGUAUUCCCUAGAAGAAGUUUUCCAGCCAGUCAACGCGCGCCAUCUUGCUGUUGAAUCUAAAGUGCUGGGAUCGGGACUCAUUUCCUCACUCUAUCGGCUCUGGAAUUUACCGAUACUAGUCGUGAAUCGGACAAACUGGAAUUUAUAUCAACCGCCACUAGACAGUUGGAGGAUGACCCAGCUUAGGCACGUCCAGUUGAACGAAUGUAUAGAUUCUGCCAUCAUAUCUGUGAAGGAAAUGGUGGAGGAACAAGAAGCUCUUGGGAAUGAAUGUCUUCAGGUGAGAGUUGUGCUCUACACGGAAAACCAAGUUCCUGAGGAAAGCUUGGCUAGACCUAACUUUCAAGAAAUAACUUACUGUAGGAUGGUGUUGAAGCUGAACGAGGAUCUUUGUAUAUCCAAGACGAUAGAGAAUAUCGAGAUUAUACAUGGAUAUCUUCUUUUUAGUAUCCAAAGAGGGCAAAGAACUGAUUCGAAGAAGCAGAAAACAGAUCAUUCAGUACUACAGAGAAGAGUUGGUGAUAAAAUCUGA
Messenger RNA from Striga asiatica, 3597 nucleotides. The record is from the annotation of a GenBank genome assembly. Lineage: Eukaryota; Viridiplantae; Streptophyta; Magnoliopsida; Lamiales; Orobanchaceae.